Molecule: messenger RNA, 357 nt
Organism: Protopolystoma xenopodis
Lineage: Eukaryota; Metazoa; Platyhelminthes; Monogenea; Polystomatidea; Polystomatidae
Source: the annotation of a GenBank genome assembly
GGUUUGGUUUAUACCAAUCGUUCUUAUCAAGACGCUGCUAAGGGCGCCACCUUUUUUCGCCUUCAUACGCCUGCAGUAUUGAUAACCAUGCCGACGCCCGAUUUUAGUAUGCCCUUCAACGUGCUCUGCCUUGUAUGCUCUCUUAUCGCUAUGCUCUUCGGAACCAUCCAUAAGGCUACUACCGGCUGCCUUAAAGUGAAACUACCAGAUAAAUCCAAGAGCUGGCUGAGUCAAAUCCUAAACUUGAUUUCUUUUUUUCGCAGAUCCAAAAAGUCAGGAAUGUUGCUGAAGCCUAAAGAAAUCAAUUCUUCAUCUACAGUUGCAGAAUCUUCUGAUUCUAGAUUGAAAAUCGAUUAG